GAUGUGUACGUCAUGUUGAUGUGUGUGCGUCGACGCGUCGUUGUUAUCAAUAACUAACACGCUGUAAUCGCCAUACAAUAUUCAUUAUUUUCAAUUUUGCUUUCUCUUCCUUUCGCCAUUCGUGGGUUUUUCGACUUAUAACCCCUUCGUGGCAUUCUCGUUUCUUGUGAUUUCUCGUUGGCAUUAGUCCAUUGAACAUGAGUAACGCUCCCGAAAAAGAUCAGGCCAGUCUGGAGCAGCAGUUGGCUGCUCCAGACUUGCAAAACACAAAUGCAAAAAAACAAGGUUCUACUUCUGUCCUUAAGAAUAAGAAAACAGAUACUAAAAAAAAUGAAAAACCACCAAAACCGCAAAAAUCGGUUGAAGAAAAUAGUAAGCAACAAGGAAAGUUUGUGGAAUUACCAGGAGCUGAAAUGGGAAAAGUGGUUGUUAGAUUUCCUCCAGAAGCAAGUGGAUAUUUGCAUAUUGGACAUGCAAAAGCUGCUCUCUUAAAUCAACAUUACCAAUUGGCUUUUAAUGGCCGUUUAAUAAUGCGUUUUGAUGACACAAAUCCAGCAAAGGAAAAAGAAGAUUUUGAGAAGGUUAUAUUAGAAGAUGUUGAUAUGUUGAAAAUUAAACCUGAUAUUUUUACAUAUACUUCUGAUCAUUUUGAUAAAAUGUUAGAUAUAUGUGAGAAUGGAAUGUUAAAAGAAGGCUUAGCUUAUGUGGAUGACACUGAUGGAGAUAAAAUUCGUUUGGAACGUGAACAACGGAUAGAUUCAAUAAAUCGAAACAACUCAAUCGAGAAGAACCUAGAGUUGUGGAAACAAAUGGUUUUAGGUACAGAAAUUGGUCAAAAGUGUUGUGUUCGAGCCAAAAUUGAUAUGCAAUCGGCAAAUGGAUGUUUGCGUGACCCUACUAUAUAUCGUUGUAAACCAGAACACCAUCCUAGAACUGGUGAUAAGUAUAAAGUUUAUCCAACUUAUGACUUCGCUUGUCCUAUUGUGGAUAGUUUAGAAGGCGUUACUCAUUGUUUACGUACCACAGAGUAUACUGAUCGAGAUGCACAAUAUUAUUGGUUUUGUGAUGCAUUAAAACUCGGAACUCGCAACCAUGAAACCCGACCUUAUGUGUGGUCAUAUUCAAGAUUAAAUAUGACUAAUACUGUUCUGUCGAAAAGAAAGUUAACUUGGUUUGUUGAACAAGGUCAUGUAGAUGGAUGGGAUGAUCCACGCAUGCCGACUGUUCGUGGUGUAUUAAGGAGAGGUAUGCAGGUCGAAGCAUUGAAACAAUUCAUUGUGGCCCAAGGCUCUUCCAGAACUGUUACAGCUAUGCAGUGGGAUAAAAUUUGGUCAUUGAAUCGCGGUAUCAUUGAUUUAAUAGCACCAAGGCAUACUACUUUAUUGUUAUCCAAUUCAAAUAAAGAAAAUGCUGUAUUAUCUUAUCCACCUGUUGAAGUUGUGGUAGAAGAUGUUAAAAAAGCAUAUAAAAUUGACAAUGUCCCUAGACAUCCUAAAAAUUCCCAACUAGGAUUAAAAAAUUGUGUCUGGGCAGCACCUAAAAUUCUUAUAGAUUAUAGUGAUGCAGAGUUAUUAGAAGCUGGACGUCAUGCGACAUUUAUAAACUGGGGCAAUCUUUUAAUAAAUCGUAUUGAAAGGAAUCAAGAUAAUAAAAUAGAGAAAAUUUAUGCAGUGUCUGACCUUGGAAACACUGAUUUUAAAUCUACCAUUAAAGUUACUUGGUUACCUAGUACUGAUAAUUCAGAAUCUGAAGAAGUCUUGCCUAUUUUGGUACCAGUUGUUUGUGUUUAUUUUGAUCAUUUAAUCAGUAAAGCAGUAUUAGCCAAAGAUGAUGAUUUUAAGGAUUAUUUAAAUACAGAAAAUAGUCGUUGGGAAUUGCAAAUGUUAGGUGAUUCGGAAUUGAAAGAUAUAAAGAAAGGAGAUGUGAUUCAAUUACAACGUAGAGGUUACUUUAUAUGUGAUUCAACAUACCAGCCAUUUAGCAUUCACUCUGGGAAAGAAACUCCAUUAGUAUUGUUUAAUAUACCUGAUGGUCACACAAAAACAACUCCAAUAACUACUGUUCCUGUAGCAAUUGCCCAAAGUAAUGCUAAGAAAAGUACAAACAAGAAUGUUGACUCUUUAAUCAUUCAAAUAAAUGAUCAAGCUAAUAAAGUACAAUGUAUGAAGGCUAACUUAGAAGAAGCUGUUAAAGUUUUACUUGCUUUAAAAGCCGAGUAUAAAAGUAUAACAGGUGUUGACUUUCCUGCUGGUGGUAUUCCAACACCAAAGCAAGCUGAAACGUCCAAUUCUGAAUUAAGUAAACCUUCGGCAGAUGCAAUAGUGACAAAAAUUAAUGAACAAGGAGAUAAAGUGCGAUCAAUGAAAAGUAGUAAAGCACCUAAAGCAGAUGUUGGAGAAGCUGUCAAAGUUUUACUUGCAUUGAAAGCCGAAUAUAAAAGUAUAACAGGUGUUGACUUUCCUGCUGGUGGUAUUCCAACACCAAAGCAAGCUGAAACGUCCAAUUCUGAAUUAAGUAAACCUUCGGCAGAUGCAAUAGUGACAAAAAUUAAUGAACAAGGAGAUAAAGUGCGAUCAAUGAAAAGUAGUAAUGCUUCUAAAGCAGAUGUCGGGGAAGCUGUCAAAGUUUUACUUGCAUUGAAAGCUGAAUAUAAAAGUAUAACAGGUGUUGACUUUCCUGCUGGUGGUAUUCCAACACCAAAGCAAGUUAAUAAAUCUGAUUCUGAACUAAGUAAAUCUUCUACUAAUGAAAUAGUAAAGAAAAUUAAUGAACAAGGCGAUAAAGUGCGAUCAAUGAAAAGUAGUAAAGCACCUAAAGCAGAUGUCGGAGAAGCUGUCAAAGUUUUACUUGCAUUGAAAGCUGAAUAUAAAAGUAUAACGGGUGUUGACUUUCCUGCUGGUGGUAUUCCAACACCAAAGCAAGCUGAAACGUCUAAUUCUGAAGUAAGUAAACCUUCGGCAGAUGCAAUAGUGACAAAAAUUAAUGAACAAGGCGAUAAAGUGCGAUCAAUGAAAAGUAGUAAUGCUUCUAAAGCAGAUGUCGGGGAAGCUGUCAAAGUUUUACUUGCAUUGAAAGCUGAAUAUAAAAGUAUAACAGGUGUUGACUUUCCUGCUGGUGGUAUUCCAACACCAAAGCAAGUUAAUAAAUCUGAUUCUGAGCUAAGUAAUUCUUCUGCUGAAGAAAUAGUAAAGAAAAUUAUCGAACAAGGAGAUAAAGUGCGGUUAAUGAAAAACAAUAAUGCUUCCAAAACUGAUAUUGAAGAACAAGUAAAAGUUCUAUUAACAUUAAAAAAUGAUUAUAAAUCAAUGACUGGUAAAGAAUAUCAACCUCCAACUGUAAAUGGCAGAUCAUCAACAACAUCAGAUAAAAAAUCUAAAAAAAAAGACAAUAUUGCCGUGACCACUUCUAAAACGACUGAUAAUACGAACACCAAAAAAGUAACCAAAUUAGGGUUAGAAGUACCAAAAGUAUCAGAAAAUCUUGGAGAAUGGUAUUCUCAAGUCUUAGUUAAAGGCGAAAUGAUUGAGUAUUAUGACGUAAGUGGAUGUUAUGUGCUUAGGCCUUGGGCCUAUAGAAUAUGGGAAUUAAUACAAGAAUGGUUUGAUGCCCGGAUUAAAAGAAAACCUCUUAAUGUACGCAAUUGCUACUUUCCAAUGUUUGUAUCACAAAGUGCAUUAGAAAGAGAAAAAGAACAUAUUGCAGAUUUUGCACCAGAGGUUGCUUGGGUUACCAAAUCUGGCGAAACAGAUUUAGCUGAGCCUAUUGCUAUAAGACCAACUAGCGAAACAGGAAUGUAUCCGGCUUUUGCCAAAUGGAUUCAGUCUUAUAGAGAUUUGCCUUUGAAACUCAAUCAAUGGAACAGCGUUGUGAGGUGGGAAUUUAAACAUCCACAACCAUUCUUGAGAACUAGAGAGUUUUUGUGGCAAGAAGGUCAUAAUGCAUAUGCAACUAGAGAAGAAGCAGAACGUGAUGUAUUAAUAAUAUUAGGUUAUUAUGAAUAUGUCUACAAGAAUAUUCUGGCAGUACCAGUUAUAAAAGGUAAAAAAACAGAAAAAGAAAAGUUUGCUGGAGGAGAAUUCACUACUACUUGUGAAGCAUACGUAGCGUCUAGCGGUCGAGCAAUUCAAGGCGCCACUUCCCAUUACCUGGGUACCAAUUUUGCUCAUAUGUUUGAUGUUCAUUUUGAACAUCCAGAUACACAUGAAAAAACAUUUGUUCAUCAGAUUUCAUUUGGAAUGACCACAAGAACAAUUGGUGUUAUGGUAAUGGUUCAUGGUGAUGAUCGUGGGCUUGUCUUACCUCCACGCAUAGCGUCUAUUCAGGUAAUUAUAGUACCAUGUGGUGUAGGCGCUAGUACAGCAAACGAAGUCAAAGAGAAUUUGACUAAAACCUGUUUAGAUGUAUGCAACCGCUUGAAAGGAAAUAAUUUAAUAGAUGAUGAUGAUAAUAAUGACAAUAGUGUUGCCCAACAUCAUAAGUCUUCGACAAUAAUCAGAGCAGAUACAGACUUACGAGAUAAUUAUUCACCUGGAUGGAAGUUCAACCAUUGGGAGUUAAAGGGAGUUCCAUUGAGGUUGGAAAUUGGACCAAAAGACUUGGAUCGAAACCAAAUGGUAGCUGUACGGCGAGAUAGUGGAGAGAAACUAACUAUUUCCUUAGAAGGAUGUUCAAAAGAUAAUGAUGGAAAUGAUAAGAUGGUUGUAAGAAUAACUGAAUUAUUGAAUCAAAUACAGCAAGAUAUGUACGCUAAAGCAGAAAAGGAAUUGAAAGAAAAUGUUGUAAUAUGUCGUAAAUGGUCUGAAUGUGCUGCACAUUUAGCAGCAAAACGUUUAUUAUUGAUUCCGUUCUGUGGACGUCCUAACUGCGAGGAUAACAUCAAACGUGAUACCACAUUGGAUGAUGGUACCGCAGAAGUUGGAGCUUCAACAAUGGGAGCAAAAUCAUUAUGCGUACCAUUUGAACAACCUAAGGGAGAUGAACAAUUAAAAUCCAAUGAUCAAUGUAUACAUCCAGAAUGCGGACUAACAGCUGGGUCAUUUACACUAUUUGGACGCAGUUAUUAAACUAAAAUGUUUGCUAGUUUUUACCUAAUAAAACUAUGAUGUGCAUUUUAUUUUAACUUUUGUGUAAAAAUUACAACUCCUCUUUUUGAUGUUUAUCUAUAAAUACAAUACCAUAAUUUACAAA
Molecule: messenger RNA, 5187 nt
Organism: Aphis gossypii (cotton aphid)
Lineage: Eukaryota; Metazoa; Arthropoda; Insecta; Hemiptera; Aphididae
Product: bifunctional glutamate/proline--tRNA ligase-like
Exons: 24
Coding region: 198-5063 (1621 amino acids)
Biological process (GO): translation; prolyl-tRNA aminoacylation; glutamyl-tRNA aminoacylation
Cellular component (GO): cytoplasm; aminoacyl-tRNA synthetase multienzyme complex
Molecular function (GO): glutamate-tRNA ligase activity; ATP binding; proline-tRNA ligase activity
Source: RefSeq, a predicted model, not a curated record